Molecule: messenger RNA, 1963 nt
Organism: Sinocyclocheilus anshuiensis
Lineage: Eukaryota; Metazoa; Chordata; Actinopteri; Cypriniformes; Cyprinidae
Product: apelin receptor A-like
Exons: 1
Coding region: 142-1224 (360 amino acids)
Biological process (GO): positive regulation of cytosolic calcium ion concentration; immune response; G protein-coupled receptor signaling pathway
Cellular component (GO): external side of plasma membrane; membrane
Molecular function (GO): C-C chemokine receptor activity; C-C chemokine binding
Source: RefSeq, a predicted model, not a curated record
GUGAGGGAAACUUACCUCAGACUCUUGUUUCAGACAAAAGAAUCCAAACAUUCUCACUGAACUCUAUAAAAGUAAGACCAGACAUUCGGAUAAAACUGCACAAGAAAACUGACGGACUCAAAACUAAAGCGCCCUCACCAAAUGGAGCCAACGCCGGAAUACGCUGACUCGUACGACUACUAUGAAGAUAACGAGACUGCGUGCGACUACUCAGAGUGGGAGCCGUCUUAUUCUCUCAUUCCCGUGCUGUACAUGCUCAUUUUCAUCCUCGGGCUCUCCGGGAACGGCGUGGUAAUCUUCACCGUCUGGCGCGCCAAAUCCAAACGGCGCGCGGCAGACGUUUACAUCGGUAACCUGGCGCUCGCGGACCUGACGUUCGUCAUCACGCUGCCGCUGUGGGCUGUGUACACCGCGCUGGGUUACCACUGGCCGUUCGGCGUGGCUCUCUGCAAGAUCAGCAGUUAUGUGGUGCUUGUCAACAUGUACGCAAGCGUCUUCUGCCUGACCUGCCUGAGUUUUGACCGCUACCUUGCCAUCGUCCACUCUCUGUCCAGCGGGCGGCUCCGGUCCCGGGCCACCAUGCUGGCGUCGCUGGGUGCCAUCUGGUUCCUCUCGUGCCUGCUGGCCGUGCCAACUCUCCUGUUCCGCACUACGGUGAAUGACGCCGGGAACAACCGCACCACCUGUGCGAUGGACUUCAGCCUGGUCACUCUCAAUCAGCAUCACGAAUCCCUUUGGAUUGCAGGUCUGAGUCUUUCGUCCUCCGCUCUUGGUUUUCUCCUGCCUUUCUUGGCCAUGACCAUCUGCUACUGCUUCAUCGGCUGCACAGUCACCCGGCAUUUCAGCCACCUGCGCAAGGAAGACCAGAAGAAGCGUCGUCUCCUGAAGAUCAUCACUACCUUGGUAGUGGUUUUUGCUUUCUGCUGGACACCUUUCCAUGUGCUGAAGAGCAUGGAUGCGCUGUCAUAUCUAGACCUGGCGCCCACCUCAUGCGGCUUCCUAAACUUUCUGCUUCUGGCUCAUCCGUACGCCACAUGCCUGGCGUAUGUCAACAGCUGCCUCAACCCGUUCCUCUAUGCCUUCUUUGACCUGCGCUUCCGCUCGCAGUGCCUGUGUCUGCUGAAUCUGAAGAAGGCCAUGCAUGGGCACAUGAGCUCCAUGUCUUCAACCCUCAGUGCCCAGACUCAAAAGUCGGAGGUGCAGUCGCUGGCCACCAAAGUGUGAGGGAACGAAAUGAGAAGAACAGAAAACAUGAAGUUGAAGAAAAAAAAAAACAUUGGGUUAAGGGGUUAAAAAGGUGGGAAUCUAUUGACGGCUGGUCCGUUCUGAUGUGGUGAACUGAUGGACUUAUGAUGGAGAACAUAUUGCUCUAUGUUUGUAAAUAACACUCAUAGUUUUGUGUACUCUACUGUAUUCAUGGAUGAAUUGCUGGAAUGAUGUGACUUUGUGUGUCUGCAUGUGUGAAUUCAUGUUCGUUGACAUCUAUUCGUCGACUUUGACACACUCAAAAUAAGCACACAGAACUAUUCAAGCAAACAGGAGGUCAGUUUUCUCGAAAAACAUUCAAACUGACCACAACGAUGCUGCACUGAGGAUGAACUUGCUUGUGCUGCUGUAAGAGUGUGUGACUGUGUUGAAGCCUAUAUACACUGGUGUAGAGAUGCAAAUUGUACAGUAUUUUCAUACUAUUUUUUCUCCUAAUUUGCAAUGUUCAGAAAUGUGUUCAGUAUUUGUAGCACUUGUUAAGAGGAUAUAUAAAAAUGAUAAUUUCUGUUAAACUCCCUGAUGUGAAUGUGUGUGUUUUUGAUCAGUGUGUGUGUGAGAGUGUGUUCCAGUGCAAAGGCGAUGCUGCUUGAUUAGAUAGUUUAAAGCGCAGACAGAGAGUCGGGGUUUGGGGGGGUGGGCAGACAGACAGAUGGCUGGUGACAAAUGUCUCUGGGGAAAAAAGGAAGAGGGGGACACA